AUGAAGGCCUUGAAGAAGGUCAAGAAGAGCCUACAUGCGAUACUCCCGCCAAACAACCUGAAAGCUACGGCUCGUGUGGUGCCCGGGCCGGAGCUUACAGUGUCUAUGCUGCAUGCCGCUGUGCAAGACGAUGUCCACGACACCAAAAUGCUCAGUCGAUGCGGCAGAGACCAGUCUCAGGCGCCAAUCCACGUGCUCCCCGCGGAAGUCCUGGCCGACAUCUUCAUGGAGGUGUGCGUGAAAGCAGUUCAGCCGCUGGAGUAUUCGUUCUUCGAAUGCAGCGAGGUCUGUGUUCACUGGCGCCAAAUCGCGCUCGGAAUGCCACUACUCUGGUCUAAAGUCAACUUUUGCUCGCCGACAUGGGUGCAGACUUGCCUGCGCCGCUCGAAAUCCAGCCCGCUGAUUGUGGAAUGUCAUUUGAGCCAUUUCAUCAUUUCUCGGCGACAAAUGACCAUUCACCAACGAAUCGCCGCCGUGUUGGAGUUUGCACCAGAGCGCAUAAAGGAGGUCUUUCUUUAUGGGCACUUUCCUCACGAAUCCUUAACCCGAGCGCUCCGCGGCAGGUUCCCCGUCCUAGCGAAGAUGUCGAUAACGCAAAUAAUCAAUGAAGCCUACUCAACGCCGACGGGAAGCGAAAGAGAACCGCUGUACCCCAGUCUCCAGUUUUUGGAGCUUGACUCUCCACUGUCUCUUCUCUAUCACACUGGCCCGAGACUACGCAAUUUGAUCCUCGACUGCUACCUCGAGAACGCGCUUUUCUACGCUCUGUCAGCCACCACCCAGCUCGAGACUCUCAUCAUUAGCAGACUGUCAAAUCCCUACUCGCAGGAUGAGCUUCUACUAGUAGCGCAGCCCAUAAUCCUCCCCCAUCUCCGCUACCUUGCGAUCCGUGCUAGCCACCCUGCCGUGAAUCCCGUCGCGGCCGAGCUCCUUCCCUUGCUUACCCUCCCCAAGCUCGUUCGCUGCAGCAUCGAGUACUGGGAUCCUCCUGACUCAAUCGGUAGCCGCCUUGAUAUUGUCCUCAGGUCACACUUCUCCGCUCCAGCGGCUGGAACACACCUCCGCUUCCACGGUGAACGGUUUGCCUCUGGUCCGGGCCUCGGUGGCAAAAACGUCGAUAUCAGCUUCCGUUUCCCUUCCCAGGAUACCGACAAUUCACUGAAUGAUCGCGAGGUAAUCUUCGCCUGGCAUGCUAGUGAAUAUCCCCUGGCACUGACAGCCUUUUCAUCGAUUCUCCCAUCUCAUCAUGGGGACGACAACAUCGCAAACGGCAACUCGAAAAGGACACUAAAUCGGGUCUGGCGCUCAGUUGGGACGAUGUACUUGGACAGCUGGACCCCAUCAUCCGAGGGAGAAACUCGUGUUUGGAUGAAUAUACUCUCGUCGUUGCCCGCACUCCAUAGCAUCAAGCUCAGACGGCAAACACAGGAAGGAGUCGACAGAUGGAGAGAGCUCGUAACAAGUAUUCCGGGUGGCGACGGUGUUGCUCUGGACACGACGACAUCAGAGGCCGCAACAGAAUGGGAGGGUUUCAAGGAAAUUUCAGGUAUGAAAGCAAUGUGGUGA
Molecule: messenger RNA, 1566 nt
Organism: Mycena indigotica
Lineage: Eukaryota; Fungi; Basidiomycota; Agaricomycetes; Agaricales; Mycenaceae
Product: F-box domain-containing protein
Exons: 2
Coding region: 1-1566 (521 amino acids)
Source: RefSeq, a predicted model, not a curated record